Molecule: messenger RNA, 2637 nt
Organism: Aplysia californica (California sea hare)
Lineage: Eukaryota; Metazoa; Mollusca; Gastropoda; Aplysiida; Aplysiidae
Product: transketolase-like protein 2
Exons: 11
Coding region: 115-1992 (625 amino acids)
Molecular function (GO): thiamine pyrophosphate binding; transketolase activity
Source: RefSeq, a predicted model, not a curated record
GAGGUCAAGGCCGAAAACGCCGGUAUUAAUCUUUCGUUUCACUUCGUUCUGUUCACUUCGGUUUGCUGGACUAAGCACGAGCAGGUCUACGCGAGCAAAGCUUCAUUCCCCACCAUGGCUUCCUACCACAGACCAGACAGCCAGACUAUUCAAACUUUGAAGGAUAUCGCUAACAAGCUGCGAAUUCACAGCAUAGAAGCAACAAACGCAAGCAACUCUGGCCACCCCACAUCAUGCUGCUCUGCUGCAGACAUCAUGUCAGUGUUGUUCUUCAACACAAUGCGCUACACCAUCCAAGAGCCCCGCCACCCUAACAACGACAGAUUUAUCCUGUCCAAGGGUCACGCUGCCCCCAUCCUGUACGCUGCCUGGGCUGAGGCUGGACUCUUCCCUGCCUCAGACCUUCUGCAACUGCGCAAACUCUCCUCCGACCUGGAGGGACACCCUACUCCUCGUCUGAACUUUGUGGAUGUGGCCACCGGUUCUCUGGGACAGGGUCUGAGCGUUGCUGCUGGAAUGGCCUACACUGGAAAGCAUUUUGACAAGGCAGAUUAUCGUGUGUUUUGCCUCAUCGGUGAUGGAGAGAGUGCAGAGGGAUCCAUCUGGGAGGCCAUGCAUUUUGCCAGCAAAUACAACUUGGACAACCUGGUCGCCGUCUUUGACAUCAACCGCUUGGGACAGAGCGAGGCUACCAGCCUUGGCCACGAUAUGGAUGUUUACAAAGCCCGUGCAGAAGCUUUCGGCUGGAACACCUAUGUGGUUGAUGGGCACGAUGUGGAAGGGCUCUGCAAGGCCUUCUGGGAUGCUAGUCAAGUGAAGGGAAAGCCAACUUGCAUUCUGGCAAAGACCUUCAAGGGAGCUGGAAUUCCAGGAAUUUCUGAUGAGGACAACUGGCAUGGAAAACCCCUGGGAGCAAAGGCUGAUGAGGCUAUCAAGGCCAUCCGAAAGAAUAUUGCGAACCCUGGACCCCACAACAUCAUCCCCACUCAGCCGACUUUGAACCUGAAACCCAUCAACGAGAAGGCUCCCCUCGCUACUGAACCAGCUUACAAACUUGGUGAAAGUGUUGCUACAAGACUGGCUUAUGGAACAGCUCUGGCUAAACUUGGAAAAGCAAACGAUCGCGUCAUUGCUAUGGAUGGUGACACCAAGAACUCUACUUUUGCUCUGAAAUUCAAGGAUGCUUUCCCAGAUCGCUUCGUCGAGUGCUACAUUGCUGAGCAAAAUUUGGUUGGUGUUGGAAUUGGUUGCGGAACACGAACCAGAACUAUUCCAUUCAUCAGCACCUUCGCUGCUUUCUUCACAAGAGCUUUCGAUCAGAUUAGAAUGGGCGCCAUUUCUCAGACCAAUGCCAACUUUGUUGGUUCUCAUGCUGGCAUUUCUAUUGGAGAAGACGGCCCAUCUCAGAUGGCUUUGGAGGACUUGAGCAUGUUCAGGUCCGUCCCUGGCUCAACCGUUUUCUACCCCAGCGACGCCGUGUCUGCAGAGAGAGCCGUGGAGCUGGCGGCCAACACCAAGGGCGUCUGCUUCAUUAGAACCAGCAGGCCCAGCUUGCCUGUCAUCUACAACAACAACGAGCCUUUUGCCGUCGGCAAGGCUAAGGUUGUCAGGCAGAGCAGCACAGACAAAGUCACUGUGAUUGGCUCCUGCGUCACCCUGUUCGAGGCCCUGAAGGCCGCCGACACCCUGAGUGCGUCUGGCGUCAACAUCCGUGUCAUUGACCCCUUCACCAUCAAGCCCAUCGAUGGGGCCACCAUCAUCGCCAACGCCCAGGCCACGGGCGGGAAAAUCAUCACUGUGGAGGACCACUACCCUGCAGGAGGCAUUGGCGAGGCUGUAGCAGCUGCCGUCAGUGGACAGCCAAACAUCAUUGUGAAGCACCUGGCCGUACAGGAGAUUCCACGCAGCGGCAAGUGUGCCGAGCUCAUGGAUAAGUACGGCAUCAGCGCCCCCUGCAUCGUGAAGGCCGUCCAGAGUAUGCUGUCUGCUUAAAAUGGGGUUUUCUUACUAUGAGAAUCUCCCAUCGCACUGCAUGUAUUGACUGAAACAUUCAGUUUUUGAUAUGUGUGCAAAUUUUGUUGAAGUUUCUGUGGUUUACCAAUAUUCUUUUUGGGGUUGAACGUCGAGGAUAAAAAGAGAAUCAUUUCGGCAUGUCGCAGAGAGAGGUUCAUUGAUUUGUUGGGAAAUUUGAUGUAUGAGGUAUUUCAUGUUUUUACUAACUUUAUCGCUGGUAAAGAGAUGUUAUUCAUUCAUGAGUUUAAGAAUGGAAAAAUAUGUUCUUAAUUUCUUGUAUUAGCAACUUCAAUUUCUGUAUAGAACUUGUGAGUUUUAUAAGACCAUCUUUCUUAAUCUACCUAAGUCAGUGCAUUACUAUACUAUGUUUUUUGAUACCAUUUAGUAUGAACCUUUACUUCACGAUUUUCCUCAUCGCUUUUCAUACGCAGAACCCCAUCAUUCCUACUACUACCACACACCUUUGUCGUCAUUUUUUAACUUGGCAAACAUUUCAGUGUGAGCUGAGGAGUUCGUUCAGUGGAUGUGUCAAUGUUGUGGUGGGUGUAGCCCACACCUACACUCACACCUGCUUGUUGCUUAGAUGCCAUUUAUAUAGCAAACUGAAUAAAAUGUUGAACAAUU